Messenger RNA from Closterium sp. NIES-65, 1461 nucleotides. The record is from the annotation of a GenBank genome assembly. NCBI's taxonomy places the organism in Eukaryota, Viridiplantae, Streptophyta, Zygnematophyceae, Desmidiales, Closteriaceae.
AUGCCAAGCUUUUCGAAUCUCACCCACAUGGCGGCACAGCAAGAGUCGCGAAUUCGGGACGAAGCAUUCCCCGUGGCGGUGCUAGACGACCGACGCUUCCGCAACCUGCUGCCCGACGCGGACGAGGCGGAAGGGCGGGCAGAUGGGGGAGAGCGGCGAGGAAGAGGAGAAGGGGGCGGGACAGGUGGAACUCUCGGGUCCGGGGAAGAGACCGGCGUAGAAGGCGGGGAAUUAGGCAGUGAAAUAGGCGCACGCGACGCGACACGUGUCGAGAGGCGAUUGGCGCUUCCUUUGGAGGAGGCGUUUCUUGGGGCCGGCCUUGCGCUCAAAGAUGAGGUGGUCCAUGCCACGUGGCAGCACCGCAGGCCUCCACGUGGCAGCAAGACAGACCCCUUCCUGUACACGGGCCUGCUGGGAACCGCCUUCGUGUGCCUGCGUGCCUUCCACGUCACUCGCAGCAGUGCUGACCUGGACCUCGCUGCUGACAUCACUCGAGCUGCAGCUGAGCUGGCAGAGCGUCAGCACCGCGUCUAUUAUUCUUUCUUUUGCGGGCAGCCCGGAAUAUUUGCCCUGGGGGCGGUCGUAGCCCACCUGCAGCGCCGCCAGCACGACAGUGAGAAGUUUCUGCGAAGGUUCCUCGACCUCGUCACUGAGGCACUUCCUGCGCUCUCCCAGCGCCCCUCCUCGACCAAUGACAUCGCACCAGCUGGCAUUCCCUACGAGCUGCUGUAUGGGCGGGCGGGCUUGCUAUGGGCGGCACUGUUUAUUCGGCAGCAUCUGGGGCGGGCUGCUGUUCCUGAUUCUCGCUACUGGGGAGCAGCACAUGGGCUGGCGGGAAUCGCCCACACGCUGCUGCUGGGGGCGGGGCACAUGGGGCAGGUGGGGCAGGUGGGACGAGUGGGCGAGGUAGCAGCAGCAGAAGCGGAGGAGGGGGCAGGGGAAGAGGGCAGGGAGGCAGCGGAAGAAGGGGGAGGGGAGGCAGUGGCAGUGUUGGAGUGGAUGGUGGGUGGCAGGCUGCCGAGCGGUAACUACCCCUCCAGUGACGAGAAACGCCUCGCUGCUGCUGGGUCACACCCGAGCAGGCAGCACCUGCUGGCAGCAGCAGUGGCGGCGGGCGAGGUAGCAUGGCAGCGGGGCCUGCUGCGCAAGAUGGGUCUGUGCCACGGCAUUGCUGGUAACGCCUAUGCCUUCCUCUCCCUCCACCGUGCUGCCUCCGCUCUCCACGCCACCAGCCUGCAGGAAACCACCACUUCUGCCCUGCCCCCUCCCAGCACCCACCUGCACAGAGCACACGCCUUUGCCGCCUUCCUCCUGGCCCACCGCCAGCGCCUCGCACAUGCCGCCCUGCUGCACUGCGGUGACCGCCCCUUCUCGCUCAUGGAGGGCCUGGGCGGCGUUGCUUGUCUCUUCCUGCACCUGGUUCGGCCUGAAGACGCACGAUUCCCAGGGUUUGAGCUGUGA